AAAGUUCUUAGAAAAAGUUUUGUGGUCCCGUUUCAUACCCAGUCAAUUUCAAAAAUUGACAGUUGUAUUUUACUUUACAAGCUUUUUAAGUCAUCAGCUACCCUUUUGUGGAUUCUUAGGAGUUGCUUUUCAGCCAGUGAUAUAUUCUAUGUGUCUGCCUGAGCACUCUGCCACUUGUAGAAACUCUUAGUUCCUUUAACAUUUGUCCCAAUCUCAAAUUAUGCCAGAAAAUCUAUUUCUCCCUUUAUGCCACUGCAUCAACAUACUCUGCUAUGAAUUAAAGAUCAGACAAAAAGCCUGAAAUGCAGAAAAGGGAGAAUCUGAAAAGAAAGACAAAAUCUGGAGAAAGCAGGAGGAGCCUUUGGGGCUCACUUUGAAGAGCUGAGGUGCCAAACAGCUGAGCUGUAAAGGUGGGAUUGUACAGUUGCUGUAACCUAGCUACUGCCAGAGCAUCUGCUGGAAUUUGGAAGUGGCAGGGACUCAUGUGACAAGAAAUUAUUGCUUUAGGUAAUAGAAUCCUUAUUUGUUAAUAGCAGUUCAGAUUGAAACACGCCUUAAACUAUCUGUGGUGUGAUUGUCACUGUUUCCCUUUGUGUAUUUCAGUAUGGCAAGGCUUCAGUGAUGGAUGAAGAGAAACAGAUUUGAAGUGAUAGAUAAAUAGAUUUUGUCCAGGUUGUCUAAAUAGUUUGCACUUUGCUUUAGACAUCUGGGACCAUGUUCUAUGCCCACUUUGUCCUGAGCAAACGUGGGCCGCUGGCCAAAAUCUGGCUGGCAGCCCACUGGGACAAGAAGCUGACCAAAGCCCAUGUGUUUGAAUGUAACCUGGAGAGCAGCGUGGAGAGCAUCAUUUCCCCAAAGGUGAAGAUGGCACUUCGAACCUCAGGACAUCUUUUGCUAGGUGUUGUUAGAAUCUACCACAGGAAAGCAAAAUAUCUUCUUGCAGACUGCAAUGAGGCUUUCAUUAAGAUUAAGAUGGCUUUUCGUCCAGGAGUUGUUGAUUUGCCUGAGGAAAACAGAGAGGCUGCUUAUAAUGCUAUUACCUUACCUGAGGAGUUUCACGAUUUUGACCAACCGCUCCCUGAUCUAGAUGAUAUUGAUGUGGCUCAGCAGUUCAGUUUGAACCAGAGUAGAGUGGAAGAAAUUACAAUGAGAGAAGAAGUAGGCAACAUCAGUAUCCUCCAGGAUAAUGACUUUGGUGACUUUGGGAUGGAUGAUCGUGAGAUGAUGAGAGAAGGUGGUAGUGCAUUUGAGGAUGACAUGCUGGUGAGCACAAGUGCUUCCAAUCUCCUCCUGGAACCUGAACAGAGCACCAGUCACCUCAACGAGAAAUCUAAUCACCUGGAGUAUGAAGACCAAUACAAAGAUGAUAAUUUUGGGGAAGGAAAUGAUGGUGGAAUAUUGGAUGACAAACUUCUUAGUAAUAAUGAUGGUGGCAUUUUUGAUGACCCACCUGCACUCUCAGAAAGUGGAGUAAUGAUGCCAGAGCAGCCUCCCCACGAUGAUAUGGAUGAUGAUGAUAAUGUGUCAAUGGGAGGCCCGGACAGCCCCGACUCGGUGGAUCCCGUGGAGCCGUUACCAACCAUGACUGACCAGACAACGCUCGUCCCCAAUGAGGAGGAGGCCUUUGCUCUGGAGCCUAUUGACAUAACUGUCAAGGAAACCAAAGCAAAGAGGAAAAGAAAGCUGAUUGUGGACAGUGUGAAAGAACUGGACAGCAAGACUAUUCGAGCCCAAUUAAGUGACUACUCUGAUAUUGUCACUACUUUGGAUUUGGCACCUCCUACCAAGAAAUUGAUGAUGUGGAAAGAAACCGGUGGAGUUGAAAAGCUUUUCUCUCUGCCUGCACAGCCUUUGUGGAAUAACAGACUACUGAAGCUCUUUACUCGCUGUCUUACACCUCUGGUACCAGAAGACCUGAGAAAGAGGAGGAAAGGUGGAGAAGCUGACAAUCUUGAUGAAUUCCUUAAAGACUUUGAAAACCCAGAGGUUCCCAGAGAGGAGCAGCAACAGCAGCAGCAGCAACGAGAUGUCAUUGAUGAACCUAUCGUGGAAGAGCCGAGCCGUCUGCAGGAGUCGAUGAUGGAGGGCAGCAGAACCAACCUGGACGAGUCGGUGAUGCCACCGCCGCCCGCCCAGACCGGGGUCAAACGCAAACUGCAGCAAGUGGAGCCAGAGCCAGUGUUACCUCAUCCACCAUCACAACAACUGGAAAUACCACCUGUAGAAAUGCCUCCAGAGGAGCCCCAAAACAUCUGCCAGCUAAUACCAGAGCUAGAACUUCUGCCAGAAAAAGAGAAGGAGAAGGAAAAGGAGAAAGAGGAGGAGGAGGAAGAAGAAGAGGAAGAUGGCACAGGGGGUGAUCAGGAUCAAGAAGAAAGGAGGUGGAACAAGAGGACUCAACAAAUGCUCCAUGGCCUUCAGAGAGCUCUUGCUAAGACUGGAGCAGAAUCCAUCAGUUUGCUUGAGCUGUGCAGAAAUACGAAUAGAAAACAAGCAGCUGCAAAGUUCUACAGUUUCCUGGUACUGAAAAAGCAGCAAGCUAUAGAGCUGACACAGGAGGAGCCCUACAGUGACAUCAUUGCCACCCCUGGUCCCAGGUUUCACAUUAUCUGAAUGGUUCCCUGGGGCAGAGCUCGUGCUCCUCUCACCAGUGCGUGUGUAUUGCCCUGUCUGCAGGGCCCACAAGACCAUUGCAGAAAAUUUAGAUUUUAUUGUCUGUAUAAAGUCCUUGGUUUUCUCUUGGGGUUAUUUUGGGGUUUGGAUUUUAACUUUACCACUCAAAUUUUUAGUGAAACUGCUGGCUGGGUUGGGUGACUUGAGUUCCAGCUGCAGAAACCAGACAUCUCAAGCACCCAGAUAAAGAUUGUUUUAGCAGCUCAGAGCAGAUGUGUGCAAUAUUGGUGCAUGUGAUGUUGAGUAUCAAUGAAAAUGUCUUACAAUAAUUUCACUAGUUGAUUCAGUAGAGAUAUUUUUAACCUAUACAAGUAAAUCUGAAUGGCCAACCUUUUGUCUGAUUAAAAACUUUGCCAAACUCAUCUGAAAUGUUCGGUCUGCUUCUCGUAGUAGUAGUUUUUUCUCCCCUUCUCUCGAUCUUUGUGCAUACUGUGGGUCUCUUAAAGCUGCCAAUAUGAAAGGUAGUGCCUGAUAUGUCAGCUUGCUGCGUCACUGCAUUUUUGCAGUCAGAUUUUUGUAGCCCUUGAUGCUAAGGGGAAACGAGUGUCUGUGGAAAGCACUUCCUCUAUGUGAUACACGAAAGGACAGAACAUGUGAAGCGUUUUAGACUAAACAUUCCUUGUCACUUAUCACCUUGUUAUGGUCCACUACUGAUAAUGGCUAAUUACUGUUAACAAGUGACAAAUGAAAACUAGUAAUGUCAUUUAACCAUUUAAGAAAUCAUAAUGCUUUAGAUUUGUUAGAGCUGUAUAUAAACUCCAGACUUUUUAAAACAGACUUCUAGAUUGUAAAUUAUCUGAUUUUUUUAUUAAGCAAGCAUCCGACAGUAAGAAGAAGAAAAAUUGCUAAAAUCAGAUACCACCUGUACCAAAAGGGCAACAAACUUUGAAUAUAGAGUACAGAUGGGCACAAUUCCACUUAAUUGUGUAGUGUAUUAAUGGCUCUUUGGAUAUAUUUAUGGUUUUAGUGUCAAUUUUUUCUGAUAAUGUACACUCCCGUGUUCAAAACGUUUUAUCAGUUUUGCGAAAGAAGUCCGGUUUGAUUUUUAUUUCUAAAGAAUGAAGCUUUACUGUUAGACCAGGUAGCACCAGAAAUUAUGUGAAUAUGUUGAUUAUGGAGACCUGUCUUAACUUUUUUUAGGGCAAAAUUAUUCACAGUGAAGGUUCUGGUUUUAAUGUUGGCACUUUUGUGAAAUAAUUUUGGGACUCUUAAAUUUCAGUGUAUACUCAACUGUAAAAUUAUGUGAAUGUUUAAAGAACUCUGAGACUACAUGAUGACCAUGUUUUACUAAUCCUUGGAAAAGUUAAUUGUAUAAAGUUACUGCAGCUUUAUUUUCAACAUGAUGUGCCUGUAAAACCAUAAUUUUCUCCUUUGUAAAAAGAGACAUUGUAGAUAACUUGAAUGUUUAAUUAUAGAAAAGGUCAUUAGUUUCUUGUUACACAUUUUUAGUCUGUUUUUGUUGCUUUUCAAAGUUAAUAUUCUUGAAAAUAGUUGAUGCUGUUAUGUAUAACUUUUCUAAUAAAAGUUGUGUUAUAAGCUGUUA
Molecule: messenger RNA, 4216 nt
Organism: Melozone crissalis (California towhee)
Lineage: Eukaryota; Metazoa; Chordata; Aves; Passeriformes; Passerellidae
Gene: RAD21
Product: RAD21 cohesin complex component
Exons: 14
Coding region: 715-2613 (632 amino acids)
Biological process (GO): synaptonemal complex assembly; mitotic sister chromatid cohesion; replication-born double-strand break repair via sister chromatid exchange
Cellular component (GO): cohesin complex; synaptonemal complex
Molecular function (GO): protein binding; chromatin binding
Source: RefSeq, a predicted model, not a curated record